GGGCGAGCGUCUCCCGUUUUGUUGCACGAGGAGAGUCGCGAGCAGCCUCUGAUGACAGACAGACAGCAGAUCUGCUGCCUCACUGACUGCGACACCUGAACGAGCACCAAACACAUGAAGGAGAGCCAACUGUAGGCGAGGAAGGAGGAGGACCGGGAGGCUUUUUCCUGAAAUAUAAAGAAACGAAAAAGCGGCAGAAGAAGAGGAGGAGGAGGAGGACCCGGAGAGAGGAGAGCGGGGGCAGCCAGUCAGGCAGUCAGGCAGCCGGCUGGCCGGGACACGGAGCCCGUCCAGUGGGGGAGAAAUCACCGCCGCGACCGUCACAUCACAUCCAGCUCCGCGAUGACAAAGCCGGUCGGACUGCAUAUGAGCACCAAGCUGGGAACAAGACCAAGAGCCAUGUGGAGGCAGUCCUUGUCCCUGAGGCCGACUCUACACCAUAGAUAUGUUCUGAAUGUCGUGUACAGCAACUUUAUAUAACAAGUCCCAGUGAAGCAGAGAGAGAUGUCGCAGAAGAAGAUAUUCCUGAUCUUCAUCGCCAUCAGCACUGUCAGUCUCCUGCUGCACCAUGGGGGCCACUUGAGCUGGACCAUGGAGGCCUUCCACCUCGGCUGCCCUGCCCUCCGCUCCCACCCCGCCCCGGGCCUGAAGCCUAAGCACACCAACGUGGCCUUCCUCAAAACCCACAAAACGGCCAGCACCACCAUGCAGAACCUGCUUUUCCGGUUCGCGGAGCGCAACAACCUCACGGUGGCGUUGCCCGUGCAGGCCUGCAGCCACCAGUUCUGCUACCCGCGCUCCUUCACCUCCCACUUCGUCCACCCGCACACGCUGCCGCCGAACGUCAUCACCAGCCACAUGCGCUUCAACAAGGCGGAGCUGCAGCGCCUGAUGCCCAACGACACCAUGUACAUCACCAUCCUGCGAGAGCCGGGCUCCAUGUUCGAGUCCUUGUUCAGCUACUACAACCAGUACUGCCAGAGCUUCAAGAGAGUCCCCAACGGCUCCCUGGAGGCUUUCUUAGAGGAGCCGUGGCGUUACUAUCGGCCGGAUGAGAAGGACUCCAUGUACGCACGCAAUACCUUGACCUUUGACUUGGGUGGAGACAAAGAUCGCCCCGCAACAGAUGUGGCGUACGCACGGGCGUUUCUGGCUGAGGUGGAGCGAGUUUUCUCCCUGGUUAUGAUCGCGGAGUACUUCGAUGAGUCGCUGGUGCUCCUUCGCCACCUCCUGUCUUGGGAUCUGGAUGACAUCCUGUACGUUAAACUCAACAUGCGAACGACAAGCUCGAAGCGGAGCCUGACCCCGAGCCUUCCAUCAAAGAUCCGUGCCUGGAAUUCCCUGGACGCACGUCUCUACGACCACUUCAACGCCUCGUUGUGGCGCCAGCUGUCCGCUUUGGGUCCGGCCUGCGUGGCGAGGGAGGUGCGGCUCCUCCGGCGAGCUCAGGAGAGGUUAAUGCGAAGCUGCUUCGGCGGGCGGAUGCCGCUUCUACGCUCUGCGGCGCAGAUCAAAAACAAAGAUCUCCGCCCCUGGCAGCCAAGUGGGAAAGUUGACAUCGUGGGCUACGACCUUCCGGUGAAUCUCAGCCGCGGGUUCUCGAGUCAGGCCCAGGAGCUCUGCCUCAAGCUCAUCAUGCCGGAGGUCCAGUACACACGGGUGCUCCUGCGUUCCCAAUCGCUGCGCUACCGCCGGAGCUACCAGCUCCGGCCUCCGCAGCAGUCGCACCCCAUCCAGCAGCCCAUACGCACAGUCCUGCCGCGGCAUCCUCAAGUGCAACGCAGCCAACCGCCCCCUGCUGCAGCCCCGGGCCCUGCAUCAGGGACACGGUCCACCUCCACCUCAAAACCUGCUGCAGGAACUCAAGGUCGGACCACAAAGUUAGGGCCUAAAUCUUCUCAGACGCAGGCUGUACAGACUGAUAAAUAGAGAGUAGAUCUGAGUGCCCAACUGACUGCAUUGUCCUAGCCAUCCUGAACCUUGAGACAAUGGUGCUUGAUUGGUGUGUUGGGGAAAAAAGCUUGUUCAGUGUCUCUCCUGUCCCUUCCUGACAGAGUUUGGGAUAAAAAUAAAUGAGGGAAAGAGGGUAAGACAUAUCUGGACUUGAACUUGAAUCUCUCCCCUCUCCGCUCUGUGAAACAGUAUCAGGGCUGGCAGACACAAGGGCGGGAGAAAUCCACACUAGGACUCUGCUCAAUUGCAAACCUCUGCACGCCCGGCUACAGCGGAUGGGAGAGGGUUUUAGGUGAAAGUUGGUCUUUGAGGCAAAUCUGUUAUGUGCAACCGAGACUCAAUGGGGAAGUGGCGAUAUCGGGCCCAUUGUGAGGCACAGAGUAGGCAUUGUGUGUAUCACACUGGUAUAGUAUCAUGUUACUUGCUUUCAUUCUCCGUUUCUAGAGCUCUCUCUUGCUAACAUAUGCCACUUAAAGUCCUUGAGAGAGACAUAAUGACAUAAAGGGAUCAGCUGUCAGGCGUCCAAAGAGCCUCCUAAGAGGCCAGACAGACAUUGAGAUCACCUCCGAGCAUUAUUACAACAGCACAAUCAACAACUCUUCUUCUUCUCUUACAAACUCCUGAGCCUUAGGCUACAUCCACACUAAUGCAUCUCAUUUUAAAGCGAUCUCUGUUUAUACAAGGGUUUUAGCACUGUGUAAAAAACAAUCUCAGCCUAGUUUAACAUGCAUAUUUAUGCACACUGGGAAUUUGCAGGUCGGUGUUAUCAGAUUGUCCAACUAGGAACAGACUGAGAACA
Messenger RNA from Centropristis striata (black sea bass), 2752 nucleotides. It is a transcript of the gene gal3st3, whose product is annotated as galactose-3-O-sulfotransferase 3. Gene Ontology annotation, biological process: glycolipid biosynthetic process. The transcript has 4 exons. The record is from RefSeq and is a predicted model, not a curated record. Bases 505 to 1929 code for a protein of 474 amino acids. Gene Ontology annotation, molecular function: galactosylceramide sulfotransferase activity. Lineage: Eukaryota; Metazoa; Chordata; Actinopteri; Perciformes; Serranidae. Gene Ontology annotation, cellular component: membrane.